AUGGAUAAUCUGGAAAAAAGGAAAGUGGAAACCUCCACUGUCUGCCCUCUUUGCAAAUCCGAGAAGGAGAGUAUGAACCACCUGUUCAGACUGUGUGAAAUCUCCAAGCGAGUUUGGAAGGCCUCCCAACUGGGAAUUAUCUCGACUAAUCCUACUUUUCUUUCUUGCAGGGAAUGGGUAACUAAUUUUGUUAGCUAUUGCUUGCAGGACCUAGAAAAAAAUUCAGUUAGACUUACCAUGUUUGUAGCAGUUUUAUGGGCUAUUUGGAGUCAUAGAAAUGAUAUCGUUUUUAGAUACAUGAGUACUGACCCUACAUCAGUCAUGACGGCAGUACAUAUAUAUGUUGCAAGGUGGCUAAAGGCCACGGAUUUAGUAUCAAUCCAUAUCGGGGAAAGACAGAUAGAGUCCGACAAAUCUCGUCCUAUGCUUCUAUGGAGACUAGGGUAA
This is a messenger RNA of Chenopodium quinoa (quinoa), 447 nucleotides long. RefSeq lists its product as uncharacterized. NCBI's taxonomy places the organism in Eukaryota, Viridiplantae, Streptophyta, Magnoliopsida, Caryophyllales, Amaranthaceae. The transcript has a single exon. Bases 1 to 447 code for a protein of 148 amino acids. The record is from RefSeq and is a predicted model, not a curated record.